CAAUAAUCAAUACUAGGGUUUCGGCGCGCCGGGUUUUAAAUUUUCAUGCCUCAAAUCUUCUCCGUCUCAACGCUCCUCUUUUGCUGAAAACUUAACACCACCAUGAGCAGGUCAGGCCAACCGCCGGAUCUGAAGAAGUAUAUGGACAAGAAGCUCCAAAUUAAGCUGAAUGCCAAUCGUAUGAUCAUUGGCACACUUCGGGGAUUUGACCAGUUCAUGAACCUAGUUGUUGACAAUACUGUGGAGGUGAAUGGCAACGAGAAAACUGACAUAGGGAUGGUGGUUAUCAGAGGAAACAGUGUAGUCACUGUCGAGGCACUUGAACCUGUUAACAGGACGCAGUGACUUCUGGUUCAUCUUCACAAUUAUCAUGUUUCAUUUGGUGUGCAUUUGAAAUAGGAAUUGUUGAGAUAUGCUAAUACUGGAUCUUCAUGCUGGCGAUUGUGUGCAAAUCAAUUCUGUCAGCUCAGAAUACCUUUAGAAUGACCUAGCUUGACAAAAUUAUGGUUAUAUAUAACUUUUAGUUGGAUUUGAAUUUUAAUGUAUUGCAUUUUUGUGCGAGCGAGCGGGCAUAUAAUAUAUAUUUGCGUUGCCAGCUUA
This is a messenger RNA of Prosopis cineraria, 600 nucleotides long. RefSeq names its product probable small nuclear ribonucleoprotein G. The record is from RefSeq and is a predicted model, not a curated record. Gene Ontology annotation, molecular function: RNA binding. The transcript has 4 exons. Gene Ontology annotation, biological process: mRNA splicing, via spliceosome; spliceosomal snRNP assembly. Gene Ontology annotation, cellular component: SMN-Sm protein complex; U2 snRNP; precatalytic spliceosome. Bases 103 to 345 code for a protein of 80 amino acids. NCBI's taxonomy places the organism in Eukaryota, Viridiplantae, Streptophyta, Magnoliopsida, Fabales, Fabaceae.